AUGGGGCUAUACGUCAGGUACUCCUCGAGGGGGGACGGACAGCUGCCCCUGCAGCCCGGUAAUCAACAGCGAGCCAAGCCACGGCUGGAUACUCACUCGCUGCCGCGCUCGAUAGGUGAGCUGGCCCGCGGAGACGGGCACGGCCCGGUCAAGACUCCCCUACAGCAGCACCAUCAGCAACAGCACCACCAGCAACAGCAGCAGCAGCAGCAUCACCAGCAACAGCAGCACCACCAGCAACAGCAGCACCACCAGCAACAGCAGCACCUACAGCAACAACAGCAUCACCAGCAACAGCAACUACAGCAACAGCAUCAUCAGCAACAACAACAACAGCAACAACAGCAGCAACAGCAGCAGCAUGCUGUCCGGCCCCGUGGCCACGUCAAGAAGACCGACAGCUCCCAGCAGACUGACAAUGGCGGCUUCCGGCAAAUCUCCAACGUCCAGUGGAAGAAGUUCGUGGAGGGUGACCGCGUGCCGGAGCUGCUGCGGCCGCACACGGACGUGAGGGAGCCGUCCAGAGGCGGCGCCGGGGCCGGCGGGGGCGGCGGGGCCGGAGGCGCGAGGACCGCCCCCGAGGCGGGCCCCGGCCAUGGCGCGCCCAACGGGGCCGCGCGCAGAAGCAACGGCGUGCACCCGGGCGCGGACCGGGAGCGGGAGCGACAGCGGCGGCCACCGGGGAAGGAUGACGGACACGUGAGGUCCGAGAGGAUGGACCUCCGCGGGCAACCGACGCCGCCGCCGCCCAACCACCCGCCGCCGCCCGCCCCCGCGCCGCCAAGCCCGCCCGGCCACGCCAUGCCGGGGGCGGUCGGGUCCGGGGGCGGCGGCGGCGGUGGGGGUGGCGGCGGCAGCGGCAGCAAGAGCGGCAAGGUGCGGGGCGUGCCGCCGAGCUUCGGCUACGUGAAGAGACCCACGAGCAGCGGCAGCUCCAAGGGCGAGGCACGCACCGCGCAGGUGUCCGCCGUGCCGCGCACCAAGCUCAAGGUCUCCGGUGGCACUCAGACGUGCACGAGCGACUACAAGUCGUACUCUCUGACGGGGCCGGCCGCCAGUCAGCUGUCUCAGAGCGUCCGGGACCGCCUGAUGCAGGGCUCGCACUCGCUGCCCAGGAACGCGACGACGGCGGCCGCGGCCGACUACCCGUCGAGCACCGGGCCGCACCGGCCGUUCCGGCCGAGCGACGGCUCGCUGUCCGACUCAAACUACACCGACCUGCAGAGCUACUACAGCAGCCCGGCCUACAGCUCGUGGCUGCGGCACAGCUCGCACGGCUCCACCACGCUGCCCACGCGCUCCAAGUACGAGGGCAUGUCCGAGGCGGACUCGAUGGAGUCGCUGAGCUCGCUGCCCGCGCUGCAGCAGCACCGCGCCAGCCUCACGCACCCGCGGCUGCUCGCGCGGGACUCGGCGCGCCUCAACCGCAGCAACAGCAUCCGCUCCACCAAGUCCGAGAAGAUGUACCUGCAGCGCAACGAGGAGGGCAUGAGCGUGCUGGGCUCGCUGGGCUCGCUGGCGGCGCUCGGGUCCAGCCCCAGCAGCCAGCACCUGUCCGCCAGCCUGGCGGCCAUGGGCAUGGGCGGGGCGCAGGGCGGGCCCGUGCCCUACCACCACCAGUCGCAGCCCACCAGCCCCACCGCCGGCCAGCUCGCGCAAGGCGCCAGCAGGUUCAACUACACCAUGUCGUCCAUCUCGGCGUCGGCCUCGAGCCACGGCAUCAGCCGCACCAGCAUGUCGCCGUACUCGGGCAUGAUGAAGUCCAAGGACGAUGACGUGCACGGGUCCUCGGUGAGCCUCGUGUCGACGGCGUCCUCGCUGUACAGCACGCCCGAGGACAAGCACGCGCACGAGAUCCGCAAGCUGCGCAAGGAGCUCAACGACGCCCAGGAGAAGGUGCACACCCUCACCAGCCAGCUCUCCACUAAUGCUCAUGUGGUGUCCGCCUUCGAACAGUCCCUCUCCAAUAUGACUGCUCGUCUUCACCAGCUGACGUCUUCAUCAGAGAGAAAGGAUUCCGAGUUGUUGGAAUUGAGGCAAACUAUUGAGCUUUUGCGCAAACAGAGUGUUGAGGCUGGUCUUACAUCAGCUUAUAUUCAGAAUAUGUCACCAAACCUAACGAGGAGGCAUACUGUCACUGAUGGGGAAGGGAUGACAAUGUCGAGACAAUUGUCUACAGAUUCCGUUUCAAGUCUCAACUCUCUGUCAUCGGCCUGUAGUCAUUCGAGCUCAGCACAUCCUGCUUGUGGUUCACCUGGGAACAAGAAAAAGAAAGGCUGGCUAAGAAGUUCCUUUAGCAAAGCGUUUUCUAGGUCAAAGAAAAAUAAAAAUGGCUCAGUUUCUGAUGUGGAAGAUGCUAGGGGUAUGCUUUCGGACCUCUCCGCCCCAUCGUCACCACUGCUGAAUGGUGGAAAUAGUACUCUGUCAUCACUCGCCAAUCAGAAUACAAAACUAAGCCAGUCAUCCUCGGCGAUAUACCAAGGAAAUGGACUAGAAGAACCCAACUGCCCUGAGUUGGUAGAUGAACUUCGUAAACAGCUUCGAGAGAAAGAUCUUGUGCUCACUGAUAUUAGACUUGAAGCUCUAAGUUCUGCACAUCAGCUGGAGAGUCUUAAAGAUACAGUUAUGAAAAUGAGGAAUGAAAUGCUAAACUUAAAGCAGGACAAUGAAAGGCUACAAAGAAUAGUUACAAGUAAAUCCCUAACUACAUCCCAAUGUUCUUUAGCAAUGGACAGUUUAGAGAGGAGGUUCAGUAUGACUGAUGCAACUAACUCUAAUAUUGACACUGUUGAUUUCUUAAACAAUAGUGCAUCCUCUACAAGCACUAUGUCUAUGGCGGCACUUGCUGCUUUAGAUCCUGAUGGCAAGCGCACUCCUGUCUCUGUACUGCUUGGUGCUCACGGUAGCUAUGAGAAGUAUCUAGAGGAAGCAGGAGAGUCAGCACCUCAAAUGUGCAGUGUGGCAGCUAUUGCUGUUUCGGGGAAGACAAAAUGGGAAGUUCUGGAUACCUUGAUCAAACGCUUGUUUAAAGAAUAUCUUUCAAGGGUGGAUCCAACCACUAGUUUGGGUUUAGGCACAGACUCCAUAGCCAGUUAUCACGUGGGUGAGGUGAUACGGUACAAAGACUCACCGACUCCAGAGCUUCUUCCUUGUGGAUACCUGGUUGGCAAUGCAGACUCAAUAACAAUCUGUUUGAAGGGAGCGGUCCAAAACGGAAGUGUUGAUGCUCUAGCCUUUGAAACACUGAUCCCAAAGUCCAUUAUACAGAGAUAUAUUUCACUUCUAACGGAACAUCGUAGAAUAAUUCUUUGCGGACCUAGUGGCACUGGUAAAUCUUACUUGGCCAAUAAAUUAGCUGAGUUUUUAGUUCUUCGAAGUGGGAAAGAAUCAACAGCUGAAUCUAUUGCAACAUUCAAUGUUGAUCAUAAAAGUAGCAAGGAGCUGCGACAAUACCUCGCUAAUGUAGCUGAGCAAUGUGAAAAUAAUGCAGCUGACCUGCCAUCAGUUAUCAUUUUGGACAAUCUUCACCAUGCAGCCUCUUUAGGGGAUGUUUUCAAUGGAUUUUUAAAUGCUAAAUACAGCAAAUGUCCAUACAUAAUUGGCACCAUGAACCAGGCUACCUGCUCCACAACUAAUUUACAGCUUCACCACAAUUUUAGGUGGAUUUUAUGUGCCAAUCACAUGGAACCAGUUAAGGGAUUUUUGGGUCGAUACUUAAGACGCAAACUAUUAGAGACUGAAGCAAGAGAGGGCUCCUCAAAUUCUGAUAUGGCAAGAGUGUUGGAUUGGAUACCCAAAGUUUGGCAGCAGCUAAACAAAUUCUUAGAAGCUCAUAGUUCAUCUGAUGUAACAAUAGGUCCUCGACUGUUUCUUCCGUGUCCAACUGACUCAGCAGGAUCUCAAAUUUGGUUUACCGAUCUAUGGAACUACUCUCUGGUGCCAUACCUCUUGGAAGCAGUUCGUGAGGGAUUGCAACUAUAUGGUCGUCGUGCCCCUUGGGAGGAUCCAACUGUUUUCAUUGUCCAAACUUAUCCCUGGACAGAAGACGCUGUGCAGGGUGGGCAUGAAGCCCUUCUAAAACUUCGAGCAGAAGACGUAGGAUAUGAUAUGCAGCCUAUGGUUGCUGGUGGAAACAGUAUAAGGAGCAUGAGUUCAACUCAUAGUGAUACAGAUGGAGAUCCUUUGCUCAACAUGUUGAUGCGUCUUCAGGAAGCUGCAAAUUAUUCCAGUCCACACAGCAAUGAUUCGGAUUCAGCAAGCCAUGAAUCUCAUCCAUCAAGUUCACACGCAGACUCUGUGAGCAGCUCACAUAUAAAUGCUCGUUUAGAAUCAUCCUUAUGAUAAGUGUUGGACUGCAGUACUGCUGUUCAGAUAGACCAAAGAGAGAGAGAUUUGGUGAGAUAGAUCCUAAGUUUAUUUUAUUUCAAUAAUAAUGUACAGUAGAAUCUUUAUUUCAAAAGGGUAUUAACAUUGAGUUAAGUAUAACAAUAAUUCCCUUUUCACUUCUUUUUUUUUUCUUUUAAUAUGGAUUUAUUGCUCUGCAAUCAGGCAUAUGCUAGUCAAUAAUAAUAAACUGUAUUGUUAUGUUAAACUUGGACCAUUGCAACUCAAAGAUUUCUCCUAAAUAUUUUCAUAACUUGGUGCAGACACCUGUCUCUCCACUUAAAAUUACAUUGCUCUCGGUAAAGUGCCUUUCUUAUCUUUUUUUCUGAUCAAACAAAUCAAUCUUCAUUUGUAACAAACUGAAAUGUUGAUGGAAUGGACUUGUAAGGUUUCUUUAAUCUGGCUUGGUUUGAUUUCAAAGAAGCAGAGGUUCACUACCCUAAUUGCGUACCUCUUCCAAAUUCAAAUCAAGUCUAUGAAAUAGUAACCUUGAAAGAAUGGUGCAGCAAUCAAAUACGAUAUAGUCAUAUUGGACUGCUGCUUGUGUGCUUAGUCAACUUUGUCCCUUUUUUCACAUUUAUUGAUGAUCAUAAUAGAAUCUAUCAUGAAAUUUUAAUAAGUCACUGCCAUCAUCUACAUAAUCUUUUGUAUUAGGAAAAUAUUGUGAGUGUUCUGCUUUAAAAUACCUGCUAUGCUUUCUAUAAGUUAUCCAAAUGUUAUUGGCAUUAUUGACUGUUUUUUCUAAUCAACCAUUCUAAAUGAAAACUAAUAUUAGUGUAUGAAAUUUAAGGGUAAAUUUUAAAUAUCACACCCUAACAAAGGAGUACCCUCUAGACCUUAGAAACCAAGAUGUCUUUGCAUAAGAUUGAAAGGAAAUAUGAUCAGUAUUGUAGUUCAAGUGCGCUUCAAUUGUUUAAUCCAUUUUUGCUGUGUGAUUAUUAAGAAGCUGAGCUGCUUAUUGCUUUAACUGGUAUGUAACCAUUUUUAAAUCAAACCUUAGUUUGAUUCCAACUACGCAAAAGAAAAGCCCAUCUUUCAAAGCAAAGACUGCCUAAACUAUUUUCUAUGUUAGCCAGUAAGUUGUUAAAAAAAAACAUACUUUCUCCUGAUAUAGUUUUAAGUUAGAAAGCUGCUCUGAAGACAAGAGUGAACUGGAUCUUGAUCACUGACAGAGAAAGUAAGUGGAAUCUUUUUCAUUUAUUUUUCAUUUUAGUGGUGUCUUAAAUGACUGACAUUUUCUGGGUGGGAAAUUUAUUUUAAAACUGACGUUACUCUACACAUGUUAUAUGUAAUAAGGCCUUUGCAGACCAAAAUGUCCAGUACAAUAAUAUUCUUCUGUAGCUUUGUACUUCUAAAACUUUUUGAGAAAUUUUUGGCAACCCUUGUUAUUAAAUUGUUAGAACACUGACUUUGACUUUCUACCAAAUGGCUAUUUAAAAAUCAAAUCUCAUAUUUUCACCCCCUCUGUAACAUUAAGAUAUGGAAUUUCACCAAACAAAAAUUAUAAUAAUAAAAUGUUGAUUAGACCUCAUUGACCUCAUGGAUUUUGUGUCAAUGUUCUAAUGUAAAAUUAGAUUCAGCGUGAUCACCAAUUGUAUUUCUGUAAUUAGGGAUGAUUCAGCUCUACUUUUUCUGGCUAGACUCUAAAAAGUUUAAAAUUUAUCACAAGCUGAUAACAGCCAACUAUUUUGUGAAAUAUUUCAGAUUUGAGCUCACAUACAUGUAAAUUAAAUUUGUAUUAGUGUGUGAUGUUUCUGAUCAGAAAUGAGUUUUUCUUUUUGUUCUAUAUGAUGUAAAUAAUGUACAGAAAAAAAGGGCACAAGCCCUAGAGCUUCAUUGUUUGUGUGGUACCUGUUAAAACAUAUACCUUCUGUAUCAUAUGUAAAGUAUUUAUUUAGCUAAAUAUUUUUUGUUUGUUCUUUGUACAUAAAAGCCACAACCUGCUUUAGUACUAUAACAAUUAUUGUUGUAUUAUUUGGACAAUAAAUAUCAUUUCCAAAACAAUAUUACCAACCAA
Molecule: messenger RNA, 6400 nt
Organism: Frankliniella occidentalis (western flower thrips)
Lineage: Eukaryota; Metazoa; Arthropoda; Insecta; Thysanoptera; Thripidae
Product: protein sickie
Exons: 18
Coding region: 1-4341 (1446 amino acids)
Biological process (GO): neurogenesis; nervous system development
Molecular function (GO): ATP hydrolysis activity; ATP binding
Source: RefSeq, a predicted model, not a curated record